AUGGUCUCCAGUCUACUAGUCGAGUCACUCGCAUCUCCGACUCAGGUCUUGAAGGAUCUAUACGAUGCGCGCCAAAAUGAGGGGUCCAGCCUCUCUGAUUUCCCCAAGGCCGUGAGCACGCACUUUAGCGAAAUAUUCGCAAAGCCCGAGGCGUUCGCAGAGAUACCUGCACUCGAUGUCUCCAAACCUCCCUCGAGCUUUCAACCGGGUGCUCUUGUGCGCUUUCGCGCAAUGGUACAGGAUACAUCGGCUUCACCCGCGAUGUACCUCGCGCAAACGCAUUCGGGACACUGCGCGGGCUGGGGAAUCGUACAUCCAGAGGAGGAAGAUGGCAAGGACAUUGACUACUCCAAUUUGCGAGACUGUACGGUUGUUUGGGCUGUUAGUGUACCGGGUGAGAGUGAUUGGUAUAAGGAAACGAGACACGGCGGAGGAUCCGGCAAUGCGGACGGUGACUCUCCUGCCGUGAAGGGCCACAAGUAUCCCCUACCGAAGCAGGCGCAUGUCGGUGCGCAGAUCAAGAUGUACGACGCCUUCGGCAACAACGCACCCAAAACGGCCGACGUACUCGACUUUGUAGGCAUCUUGCACUCAGAACUAUAUCACUCCGAGUCGGAAGAGGAGUCCGCUAGUGACGUCCUUGUACCGACGCUACACGUUCUCUUCAUGCGCCCGCAUAUACACGAAACCCCUUAUCAAACAGCACCGUCAUUCGAUGCGAUGCUGAGAGACGAGUUGAUCGCCUGGAUCGCGGAGGAGGCGUUGGGCGGAGACCGUGAAGCAGCGGAGUGGGUGUUAUUGACUUCCAUUGCACGAGUGCAAUCGCGCACGCGUGGCCUCUUACCUCCAUCGUUGACCCUCUCACGUUUCGGCGCAGCGCCAGAUUCAACAUCAAUCCCGACACUUGUACACAUUCUAUCACAUCUACACCCUUUACUUGCACAUCUCCCACUGACUCUUGACUACCUCAACACAACGCCUUUCUCUCCUCACAGCGAAGCCGAGGAUCUUCAUGCCGGUGCAUUGCAACUACCUGCUGGCUCUACGGUUCUUAUCACGGAGGGCGGUGUGCGUGAAGGCAAGCUGCUUGAGCGUGGAGUUCGAAAUAUCAUGGCGGCGCAGGAGGCGAUCAAUGCGCAGACUUUGGCGUAUCAAUUCCCGUUUAGCGAUUUCUCGUUCCCUGUCGACCUGUCGUUCAUCGUCGUGUCGGAAGGCACGAAGAGUGCCUUCGUGAGGACGGACCUGACCAUCCCACUACAACCGACGAAAAAGGAUGCGGACCUGUAUCGUCCCGCUUCGGAGAUCAAGCUACCGCCCAAAGAGAAGCUAGAGGCUUUUCGCCACCUGGUCACCGGUGCGAAGACGCGCAGCAUUGAGCUUAAGGAUGCCGUGGCGCAGGUCGUGCAGGAUGAUUUCGUCGAGGAACGCAAGGCGGACAAGAGUGUCUCGCCCGAUGACCUCAAGAGGACCAUCAUGGUUGCCAGGUUGGAGGGUUUGCUAUUACACGAAGAGGAGCUUUCGAUUGAGAUAUGGAAGCGAGCGAAGGAGUUGGAGAAGGCAAGACCACAAUCGUCCAUUGUCCUCCCAAUCGAGGCAGGCAAUAGCAGCAUGAUGAAGAAGCUGCGCAAGCGCGCGUCUCGAAGCCCCGUCAAACCGCCUCGUGCCUCGAAUCCAACCACUACCCUCGAGCGCGCAGAUGCAGAGCCUUCGACCGACCGCGUACACCCAUUCCCUACUUCAUCGAUACCGCUGGCGUCCUCGUCGACUUCCUCUGCCGCAGCGUUGAUUACGCCGCCAAGUACACCUGGUCCGACCAGUAUGACGGCCGCGAAGAGCCAGUACCGCAGCAGGACUAUGACGCUCGCCAUGGCGUCCGCCUCGCCAAAUAAUGCGAUGGAGAAGACGCAGCCGGCGCUUCCUGGAUAUUUGCGACCGGCAUCACCCGCAGAGCAGUAUUGGGCCGCCCGAGCCUUGACGGCGGAGACAUUAUUGGCCGCGAAGACGGAGCACCAGCGAGAGCUCAAAGCCGCCGUAUAUUCCGAGGAUGUGAAGCGAGUGCGAGACCUCGAUGCGCUGCGGGAGCAGUACAACGCGCGGAACAGGCAGCUCGAACAUAUCCUAAUCGGGGCGGCAAUACUGAUUGCGGUGCUCAUCGCCAUCCUAUCCUAUCUCCUUUUGUCUCACGCACAUACACCGAAACCUGCUCCGGCACGCUGGGCGUUGGCCUCACACAUAACCAUCCCUAUACUAUCCCCUUUCGCAUCUGUGAUCGAGCAUGAAACGUCGCAUGGGUUCGGGACAAGGACUAUCAUCGCCUUGGCCGCUGUCGGUGCCUGUUUGUUGUACGCUAUAUGGUGGCAUUGGUAUGCGCGUGGUAUGAAACGCAGGUAG
Molecule: messenger RNA, 2391 nt
Organism: Peniophora sp. CBMAI 1063
Lineage: Eukaryota; Fungi; Basidiomycota; Agaricomycetes; Russulales; Peniophoraceae
Source: the annotation of a GenBank genome assembly